Messenger RNA from Malassezia japonica, 669 nucleotides. RefSeq lists its product as uncharacterized. The coding region runs from base 1 to 669 and encodes 222 amino acids. Lineage: Eukaryota; Fungi; Basidiomycota; Malasseziomycetes; Malasseziales; Malasseziaceae. Gene Ontology annotation, biological process: regulation of gene expression; maturation of 5.8S rRNA. Gene Ontology annotation, molecular function: RNA binding; DNA binding. Gene Ontology annotation, cellular component: nucleolus; exosome (RNase complex). The transcript is spliced from 4 exons. The record is from RefSeq and is a predicted model, not a curated record.
AUGUCGUCCUAUGCGCAUAAAGUCAACGACCCGACCGCGACAAUUGCGUCGCUGCAGGAGCAGAUUGCUACACUGCAGUCGCUUAUAGAGAAUACAUUCAAGAAGCCGAUGGCCGAGUGCCUCGCGGAGCUCGAGGGAACCGACGCCUCGGCACGUGCGGCGGAUGCACAGGCCGCCCUGCAAGGGCGCCUUACCGGCGCCAAGCUGCUUGUCAGCGCUGCAUACGUCUACCUGGAUGUGAUCUGGAUGUAUCUGAAGAGCAAGGGCAUCGAUCCCAAGACGCACCCAGUCCACGACGAACUGGAACGUGUACAGGCCUACUUUACCAAGCUAAAAAAGGCGGCAGGAUCUGAAGAGGGCCCGUCGCAGCGCAUCGACCAGGGUGCCGCCGCACGCAUGAUUUCCGCAGCCGCCGGCGAGAAACGCAAGCACAAGCGCUUUGACGGUGAAGAGGAGGACGAAAAGAGCGAGCCCACCAAACCCACGAGCCAAAAGGCAUCGAAAAAGGAGAGUAAGGCCAAGGACGCCGCCAAGGCCGAGCCCAAGACGACCCCUGAAAAAGACUCGGCCAAGUCUAAAGGCGAUGCAAAGACCAAGACCAAGAAAGCCGACAAGCACGAGCCCAAGAAGCGCGCCGACGCACCCAAGAAGAAGCGCGCCCACGCAUAG